GCGUGCAUUUGGCCCAAUGAUGAGUUUUGGUAUCUUACCUUGUAGGCUAGUACUACUUUAUCGGAUUUGUACCCGAAAAAGAAAAUAUUGAGAAGAAAAAACAAAAGCAACACAAUUUGUUGUUGGUGUGGAGAAUCAAAUACAGUAAUAGGAAAAGAAAACAAAAACUUGUAAAAUCAAAAUGAGAGUGAGCUCUACUACACACAAUCAAACUGGCAAAGGAAUUUAUUACAUCUUCUUCUCAAAAAUAGAACUGGCAAACGCAUCUAUGAUCUAACGCCAAAUUCCCCAAAACCCAAUCCAGAAAUUCAAAAAAAAUAAAAAAACAGAGAAACAAUGCAAAACCAAUCAUCACCUUCACCAUCACCAUCACCAUCACCCUCACCCUCACCUUCACCACCAACACAACACACCUUCUCCACUACCAUUCCAAUUCCCAAUCCCAAAGAUCACAAAACCACACUCUACAUCAUCGUAGCCGCUUCUCUCUUCUCUCUCCUCUUCUUCCUCUCUUCCUCUUCCACCUCCACCUCCGCCUCCGCCUCCACCUCCCAAAUCCGCCCCGAUCCAUAUCUCUUCCCGACCCACCAAACCUCCUCCGACCCUUCCCCUCCCUCCAUCGCCUACCUCAUAUCCGGAUCCGCCGGCGACUCGGGUCGGAUCCUCCGUCUUCUCCUAGCCACCUACCACCCCAAAAACCAGUACCUCCUACACCUUGACCUCACUGCUCCACAAUCUGAGCGUGAUGGUCUCGCUAUUUCAGUCCAAUCUAUCCCCAUUUUCAAAGCUGCCCAGAACGUCAAUGUCGUCGGCAAGGCCGAUUUCGCUUAUCCAAAGGGCUCCUCUGGUAUCUCCUUCACGCUCCGUGGCGCCUCUAUACUGCUCCGGCUUUCGCAGAAUUGGGAUUGGUUUGUUACUCUCAAUGCCGCUGAUUACCCACUUGUCACCCAAGAUGAUCUUCUUCACAUUUUGUCAUUUCUACCCAAAAGUCUCAACUUUGUGAAUCAUUCAAGUUACAUCGGCUGGAAAGAGUCUAGGAAGUUGAGGCCGAUAAUCGUUGAUCCGGGGCUUUAUCUUAUGGAGAAAACUGGGAUGUUUUAUGCUACACAGAAAAGGGAGUUGCCUAAUGCCUUCCGGUUGUUUACAGGUUCAUCCUUUUCCGUUUUAAGUCGUAACUUUAUUGACUUCUGCAUCCUUGGUACAGACAACCUCCCAAGGACUCUACUGAUGUAUUUUGCAAACACUCCAUCUUCCCUUUCCAAUUACUUCCCUACCAUUCUUUGUAAUUCCCAUAAGUUCAACAGAACAGUCAUAAACAACAAUUUAUUAUAUGCCACAUUCGACAAGUCCUCUUAUGACGAGCCUCGCCUGCUCAGUUCUAAUGAUUUUGAGGUAAUGAUUCAGAGCGGAGCAGCCUUUGCCACACGAUUCAAGUCAGAUGAUCCAGUGCUUGAUCGCAUUGACCGUGAGAUUUUGGGGUGCAGUCCUGGGAAUGUGGUGCCUGGUGGCUGGUGCUUAGGUGAGUCUGGAAAUCACACGUGUUCAGUUUGGGGAGAUUCCAAUGUUUUGAGGCCUAGUCUGGGAGCAAGAAGACUUGAAAAACGAAUUGUUGAAUUGCUAUCAAAUGGUACAUUUCGGUCUCAUCAAUGUGUAGUUGAAUGAUCUAAGUCCUGAAUCUCACUAUAAAGAACCAAAAACCCUCCCCCCCAAAGGGAAAAAAUGAGAGUUGAAAGGUUGAAAAAUGGCUUGCUUGGAUUUGCCAUAUACCCAAAUGAUUUUAGGACGAAGUUCAAUCUGUUGAUUUUUCAGUGAAACAGGGUUUUUACCUCAUUCAAGAUGAGAUUAUUGUGAAGUGUAUCUUACGAAUGACUUUGCUAUUAGGGUUUAUCUGGUGUGCCGUUUUGCAAGAGAAAUGUGCCCUUUUGUUGUACACAUUUGUUUAGUUUACGAUAUAAAAGUCUUACGUUGUUAGUACAA
Molecule: messenger RNA, 1977 nt
Organism: Quercus robur (English oak)
Lineage: Eukaryota; Viridiplantae; Streptophyta; Magnoliopsida; Fagales; Fagaceae
Product: beta-glucuronosyltransferase GlcAT14A
Exons: 4
Coding region: 337-1662 (441 amino acids)
Cellular component (GO): membrane
Molecular function (GO): glucuronosyltransferase activity
Source: RefSeq, a predicted model, not a curated record